Messenger RNA from Ilex paraguariensis (yerba mate), 315 nucleotides. The record is from the annotation of a GenBank genome assembly. NCBI's taxonomy places the organism in Eukaryota, Viridiplantae, Streptophyta, Magnoliopsida, Aquifoliales, Aquifoliaceae.
GUGUUGCCCUCGUGGACGCAGAAACCAGAUAGCCGGAUUAUGCUGGAAUGGUUGAUCUGCUUCAGUAUGUUGAUCUCUCCAGAAACAUCCCCCUCAAUCAUCUUUAUGGCAGCAUCAUCCCCUUUGAAAGAACCCAGAUACACAGAUCCCUUUAUUCUGUUGGCUUCUGCGAAGAACCCUGUGGCUCCUUGCAAGUCCUCGAACUUGUACACCGUCAGUGAUUCAAUUGCAUUUCGAACGCCUUCAGAUGAGACAGUCCACGAUUUGCUCUCAGGCUGGGCCGUGAAUUCGGCGAGAUCAUUAGUCGGACUCUGA